This is a messenger RNA of Trichoderma aggressivum f. europaeum, 516 nucleotides long. RefSeq lists its product as uncharacterized. The record is from RefSeq and is a predicted model, not a curated record. NCBI's taxonomy places the organism in Eukaryota, Fungi, Ascomycota, Sordariomycetes, Hypocreales, Hypocreaceae. Bases 1 to 516 code for a protein of 171 amino acids. The transcript is spliced from 3 exons. Gene Ontology annotation, cellular component: fungal-type vacuole membrane; Vps55/Vps68 complex. Gene Ontology annotation, biological process: late endosome to vacuole transport via multivesicular body sorting pathway; protein targeting to vacuole.
AUGGAGGAAGAGCGCCUUUGGAAGUUUAGGAAGCCCGAGUGGUUGAACAGCAUCUGGGCCCGGAACGCUGGCGUCUACGGUGCCGGAGCUUUGUUCUCCCUCGCCUUCUAUGUCAUGCUCGACUCCGCCGUCUGGUCCAAGUCGGCCAAGAACGGCUCCAAUGUCCACGUGAAAUUCGUCGACUGGCUGCCGCUCAUCUUCUCCAGCCUGGGCAUGCUCAUCAUCAACUCGGUCGAAAAACAACGCCUCAGCGCCGACUCUUUCAGCUAUAGUGGAUCUGGUGUCGCAUGGAAGGCGCGCGUGGUCUUGUUCCUGGGGUUCGCGGCCCUUGCCGGUGGCAUGGCCGGAGGCGUCACCGUCUUUGUCCUCAAGUUUGUAGUUCCUGGAGUUGCCAUGCCGGCCCUGAGCAUGGGCAUUGAGAACCUUGUCAGCAACGCCCUCGUGGGCUGCAGCUCUGUCGUCUUGUGGAUCAGCCAGAACAUGGAAGACGAGUUUACCUACAACCUCUCGCUUUAA